AAGCCGGGGUGUGGGGACAGUUAGGACUGUGGCCAGGGCCAGGCUGGGGCUUGCGAGGGGGGCGCCGCCCCGAAUCCCCCAGACCCCCGACCCCAUUGUCCCGACUAGGAGCUAUUGUUCGGCCUCAGUUUCUCCAAAAAAGAAGUGGAGGUGGCGGGACUGGGCACCCCCAUCCAAUGGCCCCUCUGAGCCUCUGAGACCCAGGACUCUCUCUCCUCUGCAGCUCCUGGACUGACUGGCGCUGUCCUGCCCCAUGGAUGCCUCCUCUAGCCCAUGGAAUCCAACCCCGGCUCCUGUCAGCAGUCCUUCCCUGCUGCUCCCCAUCCCUGCCAUCGUCUUCAUCGCCGUGAGCAUCUAUUUGCUGCUGCUCGGUGUAGUGCUGCUGGCCAGGCACUGCCUGCUGGCCCAGGGCUGCUGCACGGACUGCAGCUCCCCCUGCAGGAAGCAAGGCGCUUCCAGGCCCCAGGACUGUUGCUGGACCUGUGCAGAAGCCUGCGACCUCCCUCUGCCCAGCCCCGCCCGCUGCCUGGAUGCCUGCUGCCCCCAGCCCACCGAAGCUGGUUGGGCCCCUCGCUGCCCAUGCUGCUGCCCACUCUGCGACUGUGCCUGUGCAUGCCAACUUCCUGACUGCCAGAGCCUCAACUGUCUCUGCUUCGAGAUCAAGCUCCGAUGAGGACCCGGAGUCCUUGCCCUUUGGGGAACGGCCAGCCUCCUGGGCCCACAUGUCCCCUUCCCUGAGGGGCCACUGGACACCUUUCUCUAGGCCACUGGAAUCACAAAUGGCCUGCCCAGCCCAUCAGCCUGGGAACCAGCGGUGGAGAGCC
This is a messenger RNA of Suricata suricatta (meerkat), 824 nucleotides long. Its product is annotated as keratin-associated protein 10-11. The record is from RefSeq and is a predicted model, not a curated record. The transcript has 4 exons. Bases 254 to 673 code for a protein of 139 amino acids. NCBI's taxonomy places the organism in Eukaryota, Metazoa, Chordata, Mammalia, Carnivora, Herpestidae.